UUCUCAAAGUUUGAUAUGUGGACCCUGGAUGUUCCAGAGAGCCUUUCAAGGGGUCUGAGAGUAUCAGAUAUAGAAGUUGGUGAUGGACUGCAGCUCAGAAAGGAACAUACUCUCAAAAUAUUUGCUUAUAUCAAUUCCUGGACACAGAGGCAAUGUCUAUGCUGCUUCAAAGAAUAUAAACAUUUGGAGAUUUUUAACCAAGUAGUGUGUGCACUUAUUAACUUAGUGAUUGCCCAAGUUCAAGUGCUCCGGGACCAGCUAUGUAAACAUUGUACUACUAUUAACAUAGAGUCCACGUGGCAAGAUGAGAGUAAUCAAGCAGAAGAACCACUGAAUAUAGAAAAAGAGUGUAAUGAAGGAAGUACAGAGAGACAAAAAAUAGAAAAAAAAUCAAGCUCUACAAGAAUUUGUAAUCUGACUGAGGAGGAAUCUUCGAAGAGCUCUGAUCCUUUUAGUUUAUGGAGUACAGAUGAGAAGGAAAAACUCUUACUGUGUGUGGCAAAAGUUUUUCAAAUUCAGUUUCCCUUAUAUACUGCUUACAAGCAUAAUACUCAUCCUACAAUAGAGGAUAUAUCAACCCAAGAAAGCAACAUAUUAGGGGCAUUCUGUGAUAUGAAUGAUGUAGAAGUACCAUUGCAUUUGCUUCGUUACGUAUGUUUGUUUUGUGGGAAAAAUGGCCUUUCUCUCAUGAAGGAUUGCUUUGAAUAUGGGACUCCUGAAACUUUGCCAUUUCUUAUAGCACAUGCAUUUAUUACAGUGGUAUCUAAUAUUAGAAUAUGGCUACAUAUCCCUGCUGUCAUGCAGCACAUUAUCCCUUUUAGGACCUAUGUUAUCAGGUAUUUAUGCAAGCUCUCUGAUCAAGAGUUAAGACAGAGUGCAGCUCGCAACAUGGCUGAUUUAAUGUGGAGCACAGUGAAAGAACCAUUGGACACAACGUUAUGCUUUGAUAAAGAAAGCCUAGAUCUUGCAUUUAAGUACUUUAUGUCACCUACUUUGACUAUGAGGUUGGCUGGACUAAGUCAGAUCACGAAUCAACUUCACACCUUCAAUGAUGUGUGCAAUAAUGAAUCAUUGGUAUCAGACACAGAAACGUCCAUUGCAAAAGAACUUGCAGAUUGGCUUAUAAGCAACAAUGUGGUAGAGCAUAUAUUUGGACCAAAUUUACAUAUUGAGAUUAUCAAACAGUGCCAAGUGAUUCUGAAUUUUUUGGCAGCAGAAGGACGACUGAGUACGCAGCAUAUUGACUGCAUUUGGGCUGCAGCACAGUUGAAACAUUGUAGUCGGUAUAUUCAUGACUUAUUUCCUUCACUCAUCAAGAAUUUGGAUCCAUUACCACUUAGACAUCUUCUUAAUCUGGUCUCUGCUCUUGAGCCAAGUGUUCAUACUGAACAGACAUUGUAUUUGGCAUCGAUGUUAAUUAAAGCAUUAUGGAAUAAUGCACUAGCUGCUAAGGCCCAGCUAUCUAAACAGAGUUCAUUUGCAUCUUUAUUAAACACUAAUCUUCCCAUUGGAAAUAAGAAAGAGGAAGAAGAGCUCAGAAGAGCUGCACCAUCACCUUGGUCACCUGCAGCCAGUCCUCAAAGCAGUGAUAACAGUGAUACCCAUCAAAGUGGAGGCAGUGACAUUGAAAUGGAUGAGCAACUUAUUAAUAGAACGAAACAUGUACAACAGCGACUUUCAGAUACAGAGGAAUCCAUGCAGGGAAGUUCUGACGAAACUGCCAACAGUGGUGAAGAUGGAAGCAGUGGUCCUGGUAGCAGUAGUGGACAUAGUGAUGGAUCUAGCAAUGAAGUGAAUUCUAGCCAUGCAAGCCAGUCAGCAGGGAGCCCUGGCAGUGAGGUACAGUCAGAAGACAUUGCAGAUAUUGAAGCCCUUAAAGAAGAAGACGAAGAUGAUGAUCAUGGUCAUAAUCCUCCUAAAAGCAGUUGUGGUACAGAUCUUCGGAACAGGAAGUUGGAAAGUCAAGCAGGCAUUUGCUUAGGGGAUUCUCAAGGUCCAUCAGAAAGAAGUGGGACAAACAAUGGAACAGGAAAGGACCUGGUUUUUAACACUGAGUCAUUGCCAUCGGUAGAUAAUCGAAUAAGAAUGCUAGAUGCCUGUUCACACUCUGAAGACCCAGAACAUGAUAUUUCAGGGGAAAUGAAUGCUGCUCAUAUAGCACAAGCAUCUCAGGAAUCUUGUAUUACACGCACUGGGGACUUUCUUGGGGAGACUAUUGGGAAUGAAUUAUUUAAUUGUCGGCAGUUUAUUGGUCCACAGCAUCACCACCACCACCACCACCAUCAUCACCACCAUGAUGGACAUAUGGUUGAUGAUAUGCUAAGUGCAGAUGAUGUCAGUUGCAGUAGCUCCCAGGUCAGUGCAAAAUCAGAAAAAAAUAUGGCUGAUUUUGAUGGUGAAGAAUCUGGAUGUGAAGAGGAGCUAGUUCAGAUUAAUUCGCAUGCAGAGCUAACAUCUCAUCUCCAACAACAUCUUCCCAAUUUAGCAUCUAUUUACCAUGAACACCUUAGUCAAGGACCUGCAGUUCAUAAACAUCAAUUCAACAGUAAUGCUGUGACAGACAUUAAUUUGGAUAAUGUUUGCAAGAAAGGAAACACUUUGUUGUGGGACAUAGUCCAGGAUGAUGAUGCAGUUAAUCUUUCUGAAGGAUUAAUAAAUGAAGCAGAAAAACUUCUUUGUUCCUUAGUAUGUUGGUUUACAGAUAGACAAAUUCGAAUGAGAUUCAUUGAAGGUUGCCUUGAAAAUUUAGGAAACAACAGAUCAGUAGUAAUUUCACUUCGUCUUCUUCCAAAACUGUUUGGUACUUUUCAGCAGUUUGGGAGCAGUUAUGAUACACAUUGGAUUACAAUGUGGGCAGAAAAAGAACUGAACAUGAUGAAGCUUUUCUUUGAUAAUUUGGUAUACUAUAUUCAAGCUGUAAGAGAAGGAAGACAAAAGCAUGCACUGUACAGCCAUAGUGCCGAAGUUCAAGUACGACUUCAGUUCUUAACUUGUGUGUUUUCAACUCUGGGAUCACCUGAUCAUUUCAGGUUAAGUUUGGAGCAAGUUGACAUUUUAUGGCAUUGUUUAGUAGAAGACUCUGAGUGUUACGAUGAUGCACUCCAUUGGUUUUUAAAUCAAGUUCGAAGUAAAGAUCAACAUGCUAUGGGAAUGGAAACCUACAAACAUCUUUUCCUGGAGAAGAUGCCCCAGCUAAAGCCUGAAACGAUUAGCAUGACUGGCUUAAACCUGUUUCAGCAUCUCUGUAACUUGGCUCGAUUAGCUACCAGUGCCUAUGAUGGUGGUUCAAACUCUGAGCUGUGUGGUAUGGACCAAUUUUGGGGCAUUGCUUUAAGAGCACAAUCUGGUGAUGUCAGUCGAGCAGCUAUCCAGUAUAUUAACUCCUAUUAUAUUAAUGGUAAAACGGGUUUGGAGAAGGAGCAAGAAUUUAUUAGUAAGUGUAUGGAGAGUCUUAUGAUAGCUUCUAGCAGUCUUGAACAGGAAUCACACUCAAGUCUCACUGUUAUAGAAAGAGGACUCCUUAUGCUGAAGACACAUCUGGAAGCAUUUAGGAGAAGGUUUGCAUAUCACCUCAGACAGUGGCAAAUUGAAGGCACUGGUAUUAGUAGUCAUUUGAAAGCACUGAGUGACAAACAGUCCCUGCCGCUAAGGGUUGUAUGUCAGCCAGCUGGACUUCCUGACAAGAUGACUAUUGAAAUGUAUCCUAGUGACCAGGUAGCAGAUCUUAGGGCUGAAGUAACUCAUUGGUAUGAAAAUUUACAGAAAGAACAAAUAAAUCAACAAGCUCAGCUUCAGGAGUUUGGUCAAAGCAGCCGAAAGGGAGAGUUUCCUGGUAAGUCCAUCAGUUCAAAUUUUCAUAUUAUGGUAUUUGUAUCUUUGGGUGCACCAAGAAGAGAACGGAAAGGAGAAGGUGUUCAACUGCCAGCAUCUUGCCUACCACCCCCACAGAAGGACAACAUUCCGAUGCUUUUGCUUUUACAGGAACCUCAUUUAACUACUCUUUUUGAUUUAUUAGAGAUGCUUGCAUCAUUUAAACCACCCUCAGGAAAAGUGGCAGUUGAAGAUAGUGAGAGCUUAAGAUGUGAAGAACUUCAUCUUCAUGCAGAAAACCUCUCUAGGCGUGUAUGGGAGCUACUGAUGCUUCUUCCUACAUGUCCUAACAUGUUGAUGGCAUUCCAGAAUAUCUCAGAUGAGCAGAGUAAUGAUGGACUUAAUUGGAAGGAACUGCUCAAAAUUAAGAGUGCUCAUAAGCUAUUAUAUGCCCUGGAAAUUAUUGAAGCUCUGGGGAAACCUAACAGAAGAAUAAGGAGAGAGUCGACGGGAAGUUACAGUGAUCUUUAUCCAGAUUCUGAUGAUUCAAGUGAGGAUCAAGUGGAAAAUAGUAAAAAUUCCUGGAGUUGCAAGUUUGUUGCUGCUGGAGGGCUUCAACAGUUACUAGAAAUUUUUAAUUCUGGAAUUCUAGAGCCAAAAGAGCAGGAAUCCUGGACUGUGUGGCAGCUAGACUGUCUUGCUUGCUUGCUGAAGUUAAUAUGCCAGUUUGCAGUAGAUCCAUCUGAUUUGGAUUUAGCUUAUCAUGAUGUCUUUGCCUGGUCUGGUAUAGCAGAAAGCCAUAGGAAAAGAACCUGGCCUGGCAAAUCAAGAAAAGCUGCUGGUGAUCAUGCCAAGGGUCUUCAUAUACCGAGAUUAACAGAGGUAUUUCUUGUUCUUGUCCAAGGAACCAGUUUGAUUCAGCGACUUAUGUCUGUUGCUUAUACGUAUGAUAAUCUGGCUCCUAGAGUUUUGAAAGCUCAGUCUGAUCACAGGUCUAGACAUGAAGUUUCACAUUAUUCAAUGUGGCUCUUGGUGAGUUGGGCUCAUUGCUGUUCUUUAGUGAAAUCUAGCCUUGCUGAUAGUGAUCAUUUACAAGAUUGGCUAAAGAAAUUGACUCUCCUUAUUCCUGAGACUGCAGUCCGUCAUGAGUCUUGCAAUGGUCUUUAUAAGUUGUCUCUGUCAGGGCUGGAUGGAGGAGACUCAAUCAAUCGCUCUUUUCUGCUACUGGCUGCCUCAACAUUGUUGAAAUUUCUUCCUGAUGCUCAAGCACUCAAACCUAUCAGGAUAGAUGAUUAUGAAGAAGAACCAAUGUUAAAACCUGGAUGUAAAGAAUAUUUUUGGUUGUUGUGCAAAUUAGUUGACAACAUACAUAUAAAGGAUGCUAGUCAGACAACACUCCUCGACCUAGAUGCUUUGGCACGACAUUUGGCUGACUGUAUUCGGAGCAGGGAGAUCCUUGAUCAUCAAGAUGGUAAUAUAGAAGAUGAUGGGCUUACAGGACUCCUAAGGCUUGCAACAAGUGUUAUUAAACACAAACCACCCUUUAAGUUUUCAAGGGAAGGGCAGGAAUUUUUAAGGGAUAUCUUCAAUCUCCUGUUUUUGUUGCCUAGUCUAAAAGAUAGACAACAGCCAAAGUGCAAAUCACAUUCUUCAAGAGCUGCUGCUUAUGAUUUGUUAGUGGAGAUGGUGAAGGGGUCUGUUGAAAACUACAGGCUAAUACAUAACUGGGUUAUGGCACAACACAUGCAGUCUCAUGCACCUUAUAAAUGGGACUACUGGCCUCACGAAGAUGUCCGUGCUGAGUGUAGAUUUGUUGGCCUGACUAACCUUGGAGCUACUUGUUACUUGGCUUCUACUAUUCAGCAACUUUAUAUGAUACCUGAAGCAAGACAGGCUGUCUUCACUGCUAAGUAUUCCGAAGAUAUGAAGCACAAGACCACUCUUCUGGAGCUUCAAAAAAUGUUUACAUAUUUAAUGGAAAGUGAAUGCAAAGCAUAUAAUCCUAGACCCUUUUGUAAAACGUAUACUAUGGAUAAACAGCCUCUGAAUACUGGGGAGCAGAAAGAUAUGACAGAGUUUUUUACUGAUCUUAUUACUAAAAUUGAAGAAAUGUCUCCAGAACUGAAAAAUACUGUCAAAAGUUUGUUUGGGGGUGUAAUUACAAACAAUGUUGUGUCCUUGGAUUGUGAACACGUUAGUCAGACUGCUGAAGAGUUUUACACAGUGAGGUGCCAGGUGGCUGAUAUGAAGAACAUUUAUGAAUCUCUUGAUGAAGUCACUAUUAAAGACACUUUAGAAGGUGACAACAUGUAUACUUGUUCUCAUUGUGGGAAGAAAGUACGAGCUGAAAAAAGAGCAUGUUUUAAGAAAUUGCCUCGCAUUCUGAGUUUCAAUACUAUGAGAUACACAUUUAAUAUGGUCACAAUGAUGAAAGAGAAAGUGAACACACACUUUUCCUUCCCAUUACGUUUGGAUAUGACACCUUAUACAGAAGACUUUCUCAUGGGAAAGAGUGACAGAAAAGAAGGUUUUAAGGAAGUCAGUGAUCAUUCAAAAGACACAGAGAGCUAUGAGUAUGACUUGAUAGGAGUGACUGUUCACACAGGAACAGCAGAUGGUGGGCACUAUUACAGCUUCAUUAGAGAUAUAGUCAAUCCACAUGCUUAUAAAAACAAUAAAUGGUAUCUUUUUAAUGAUGCUGAGGUAAAACCUUUUGAUUCUGCUCAACUUGCCUCUGAAUGCUUUGGUGGGGAGAUGACGACCAAGACCUAUGAUUCUGUUACAGAUAAAUUUAUGGAUUUCUCCUUUGAAAAGACACACAGUGCUUAUAUGCUGUUUUACAAACGCAUGGAACCAGAGGAAGAAAAUGGGAAAGAGUACAAAUUUGAUGUUUCAUCCGAGUUACUAGAGUGGAUUUGGCAUGAUAACAUGCAGUUUCUUCAAGAUAAAAACAUUUUUGAACAUACUUACUUUGGGUUUAUGUGGCAGUUAUGUAGUUGUAUCCCCAGUACAUUACCAGAUCCUAAAGCUGUAUCCUUAAUGACAGCAAAGUUAAGCACUUCCUUUGUCCUGGAGACAUUUAUUCAUUCAAAAGAAAAGCCCACAAUGCUUCAGUGGAUUGAACUGUUGACCAAACAAUUUAAUAAUAGUCAAGCAGCUUGUGAGUGGUUUUUGGACCGUAUGGCUGAUGAUGAUUGGUGGCCAAUGCAGAUACUAAUUAAGUGCCCUAAUCAAAUUGUGAGACAGAUGUUUCAGCGCUUGUGUAUCCAUGUGAUUCAGAGACUUAGACCUGUACAUGCUCAUCUCUAUCUACAGCCAGGAAUGGAAGAUGGGUCAGAUGAUAUGGAUGCUUCAGUAGAAGAUAUAGGUGGUCGUUCAUGUGUCACUCGAUUUGUGAGAACUCUGUUAUUAAUUAUGGAACAUGGUGUAAAGCCUCACAGUAAACAUCUUACAGAGUAUUUUGCCUUCCUUUACGAAUUUGCCAAAAUGGGUGAAGAAGAGAGCCAGUUUUUGCUUUCACUGCAAGCCAUAUCUACAAUGGUACAUUUUUACAUGGGAACCAAAGGGCCUGAAAAUCCUCAAGUUGAAGUGUUGUCAGAGGAAGAAGGGGAAGAAGAAGAGGAGGAAGAAGAUAUUCUCUCCUUGGCAGAAGAAAAAUACAGGCCAGCUGCCCUUGAAAAAAUGAUAGCUUUAGUUGCUCUUUUGGUUGAACAGUCUCGCUCAGAAAGGCAUCUGACAUUAUCACAGACUGACAUGGCAGCAUUAACAGGAGGAAAGGGAUUUCCCUUCUUGUUUCAACAUAUUCGUGAUGGCAUCAAUAUAAGACAAACUUGUAAUCUGAUUUUCAGCCUAUGUCGAUACAAUAAUCGACUUGCAGAACAUAUUGUAUCUAUGCUUUUCACAUCAAUAGCAAAAUUGACUCCUGAGGCAGCCAAUCCUUUCUUUAAAUUGUUGACUAUGCUAAUGGAGUUUGCUGGUGGACCUCCAGGAAUGCCUCCCUUUGCAUCUUACAUUCUGCAGAGAAUAUGGGAGGUAAUUGAAUACAAUCCUUCUCAGUGUCUGGAUUGGUUGGCAGUGCAGACACCCCGAAAUAAACUGGCACACAGCUGGGUCCUACAGAAUAUGGAAAACUGGGUCGAGCGAUUUCUUUUGGCUCACAAUUAUCCUAGAGUCAGGACUUCUGCAGCUUAUCUUCUGGUGUCCCUUAUACCAAGCAAUUCAUUCCGCCAGAUGUUCCGGUCAACAAGGUCUUUGCACAUCCCAACCCGUGACCUUCCACUCAGUCCAGACACAACAGUAGUCCUACAUCAGGUCUACAACGUGCUCCUUGGUUUGCUCUCAAGAGCCAAACUUUAUGUUGAUGCUGCUGUUCAUGGCACUACAAAGCUAGUGCCCUAUUUUAGCUUUAUGACUUACUGUUUAAUUUCCAAAACUGAGAAGCUGAUGUUUUCCACAUAUUUCAUGGAUUUGUGGAACCUUUUCCAGCCUAAACUUUCUGAGCCAGCAAUAGCUACAAAUCACAAUAAACAGGCUUUGCUUUCAUUUUGGUACAAUGUGUGUGCUGACUGUCCAGAGAAUAUCCGCCUUAUUGUUCAGAACCCAGUGGUAACCAAGAACAUUGCCUUCAAUUACAUCCUUGCUGACCAUGAUGAUCAGGAUGUGGUGCUUUUUAACCGUGGGAUGCUGCCUGCCUACUACGGCAUUCUGAGGCUCUGCUGUGAACAGUCUCCUGCAUUCACACGACAACUGGCUUCUCACCAGAACAUCCAGUGGGCCUUUAAGAAUCUUACACCACAUGCCAGCCAGUACCCUGGAGCAGUGGAAGAACUGUUUAACCUGAUGCAGCUGUUCAUAGCUCAGAGGCCAGACAUGCGAGAAGAAGAAUUAGAAGAUAUUAAACAGUUUAAGAAGACAACCAUAAGUUGUUACUUACGUUGCUUAGAUGGCCGCUCCUGCUGGACGACUUUAAUAAGUGCCUUCAGAAUACUAUUAGAAUCUGAUGAAGACAGACUUCUUGUUGUAUUUAAUCGAGGGUUGAUCCUGAUGACUGAGUCUUUCAACACACUGCACAUGAUGUAUCAUGAAGCCACAGCUUGCCACGUGACUGGAGACUUAGUAGAACUUCUGUCAAUAUUCCUUUCAGUUUUGAAGUCUACACGCCCAUAUCUUCAGAGAAAAGAUGUGAAACAAGCAUUAAUCCAGUGGCAGGAGCGAAUUGAAUUUGCCCAUAAACUGUUAACUCUUCUUAAUUCCUAUAGCCCUCCAGAACUUAGAAAUGCCUGUAUAGAUGUCCUCAAGGAACUUGUGCUUUUGAGUCCCCAUGACUUUCUUCAUACUCUGGUUCCAUUUCUACAACACAACCAUUGUACUUACCAUCACAGUAAUAUACCAAUGUCUCUUGGACCUUAUUUCCCUUGUCGAGAAAAUAUCAAGCUAAUAGGAGGGAAAAGCAAUAUUCGGCCUCCGCGCCCUGAACUCAAUAUGUGCCUCUUGCCCACAAUGGUGGAAACCAGUAAGGGCAAAGAUGACGUUUAUGAUCGUAUGCUGCUAGACUACUUCUUUUCUUAUCAUCAAUUCAUCCAUCUAUUAUGCCGAGUUGCAAUCAACUGUGAAAAAUUUACUGAAACAUUAGUUAAGCUGAGUGUCCUAGUUGCCUACGAAGGUUUGCCACUUCAUCUUGCACUGUUCCCCAAACUUUGGACUGAGCUAUGCCAGACUCAGUCUGCCAUGUCAAAAAACUGCAUCAAGCUUUUGUGUGAAGAUCCUGUUUUUGCAGAAUAUAUAAAAUGCAUUCUAAUGGAUGAAAGAACUUUCCUAAACAACAACAUUGUCUACACAUUCAUGACACAUUUUCUUCUAAAGGUUCAAGGUCAGGUGUUUUCUGAAGCAAACUGUGCCAAUCUGAUCAGCACCCUUAUUACAAACUUGAUAAAUCAGUAUCAGAACCUGCAAUCUGAUUUCACCAACCGAGUCGAAAUUUCCAAAGCCAGUGCUUCUUUAAAUGGGGACUUGCGGGCGCUUGCUUUGCUCCUGUCUGUACACACUCCCAAACAAUUAAACCCAGCUCUAAUUCCAACCCUGCAAGAGCUUUUAAGCAAAUGCAGGACUUGUCUGCAGCAAAGAAACUCACUCCAAGAGCAAGAAGCCAAAGAAAGAAAAACUAAAGAUGAUGAAGGGGCGACUCCUGUUAAAAGAAGGCGUGUUAGCAGUGAUGAGGAGCACACUGUGGACAGUUGCAUCAGUGAUGUGAAAACAGAAACCAGGGAGGUCCUGACCCCGACCAGCACUUCAGACAAUGAGACGAGAGACUCUUCAAUUAUCGAUCCAGGAACUGAGCAAGAUCUUCCUUCCCCUGAAAACAGUUCUGUUAAAGAAUACCGAAUGGAGGUUCCAUCUUCAUUUUCAGAAGACAUGUCAAAUAUCAGGUCACAGCAUGCGGAAGAACAGUCCAACAAUGGUAGAUUUGAAGACUGUAAAGAAUUUAAAGACCUUCACUGUUCCAAGGAUUCUAACCUCGCUGAGGAAGACUCUGAGUUCCCUUCUACUUCCCUCUCCGCAGUCCUGUCUGACUUAGCUGACUUGAGAAGCUGUGAUGGUCAAGCUUUGCCUUCACAGGACCCUGAGGCUGCUUUAUCGCUCAGCUGUGGCCAUUCCAGAGGGCUCUUUAGUCACAUGCAGCAACACGACAUUUUAGAUACCCUAUGUAGGACCAUUGAAUCUACAAUCCAUGUGGUCACAAGGAUAUCUGGCAAAGGAAACCAAGCUGCUUCUUGACAUUAGAUGUAGCAUGUCUACUUUUAAGGUCCCCCUUCCCCCUAAUGCUGUUUGUAUAAGUUUUGCUUAUUUCUGUUUUUGUGCUUCAGUUCGUCCAGUGCUCUCUGCUUGAAUGGCAAGAUAGAUUUAUAGGCUUAAUUCUUGGUCAGGCAGAACUUCAGAUGAAAACAUUUGCAUCUUCAGUAUACUUUCUAAAGGGCAAUCAGAUAACGGAUUUGUUUUAUGUAAUUAAGAGUUCACUGUAGUGGCUUUCAUUUAAUAUGGCUGUCUGGGAGGAACAGGGUUUCCUGGCCCUUACAAUGUAAUUUAAACUUAACAGCAUUUUUACUGUGUAUAAUAUGGUGUCCUCUGUGCCAGUUUUGUACCUUAUAAUAGAGGCAGAUUGCCUCCGAUCGCUGUGGUUCUUAUUAUCAAAAUUAAGUUUACUUGUAUACGGAACAACCACAAGAAAUUUGAUUCUGUAAAGAAUCCUCUUUAGCUGUGGCCUGGCAGUAUAUAAAUGGUGCUUUAUUUAACAGAAUACCUGUGGAGGAAAUAAAGCACACUUGAUGUAAAAAUAAUUGUUUUAUUUUUAUUGACAUGACUGAUUGAUUGCUAUUCUGUGCACUUAAUUAAACUGAUUGUGAUGAC
Messenger RNA from Vicugna pacos (alpaca), 11214 nucleotides. Lineage: Eukaryota; Metazoa; Chordata; Mammalia; Artiodactyla; Camelidae. The record is from RefSeq and is a predicted model, not a curated record.